Bathycoccus prasinos is the source of this 2031-nucleotide messenger RNA. RefSeq lists its product with no specific name. Gene Ontology annotation, cellular component: mitochondrial matrix; ribonucleoprotein granule. The record is from RefSeq and is a predicted model, not a curated record. NCBI's taxonomy places the organism in Eukaryota, Viridiplantae, Chlorophyta, Mamiellophyceae, Mamiellales, Bathycoccaceae. Gene Ontology annotation, biological process: mitochondrial RNA processing; regulation of mitochondrial mRNA stability. The transcript has a single exon. Gene Ontology annotation, molecular function: RNA binding. Bases 1 to 2031 code for a protein of 676 amino acids.
AUGUUCCGUCUUCUCUCUCGUCGUCUGAGUUUCGCCGCUGCUCGCACGAACAACAACGAUUUCAGUAUCGCUAGUGGUGGUCGUUUUUUACUCUCGUCGGAGCAAAGCGUUUUUACCACCGCCUGCGCCGCCGUUUCUUCUUCUUUCCUUUGGAGGAAGCGCUUUUCCACGGAUGACCGUCGGAGGAGGACGACGACGACGACGAACGUAACGACGACUUUAAGUCGAAGAAGGGAUCCAAAGAACAAGAACAACAACAACAGCCCGGCGAGUUCGUCGUUUUUCCAGCACGUGCAACUCAACCGAGAAAUCGUGGCGUGCGUGACCUGCUCGGAGAUUUUAAAGCACGUGGAAACGAACUCGGAGAAAUACAACGGAGUGAACGUUUCCACCGCCUGGCACAGGCUGGCGAAAAAGCUCGGGAGAGAGGAACGGUCAUCGGUGAGAGAGUUUAAGAGAGACGCGCGAGUGUUGUUACUGGAAGAGGCGACGGUGAGGUGCAUGCAAGGUUUGUUUCGUGGGAACGAGGAUGGCGACGUCACGAGUCGCGAAACCGCCGAGCGGCGGCACGAGCGGCGGCAAUAUAGUAGUCGAAUGAAAGCGGAAGACGCGUUCGACGCGCAAAACGUUGGGAAUAUUUUAUGGGCGUGCGCGACGAUAUUGUAUACCCCGAGAUUAGGGAUAUUGGAUAAGUUUGCGGAUAUUAUCGAGGGAAACGUGGAUAAGUUGUACCCUCAGGCGUUGUCGAAUUCGUUGUGGUCUUUCGCUCGGUUGAAAGAGUGGAAUCUUUUGAGAUGCAAAACAGUCGCGGAAUUGUUGAUGCAACAAGCUCUGAGGAUGUUGCCGGAAGUGCUGGAAGACGUGAAAAAAGCCGGGGGGAUGUUUGAAGCCAAAGACGUGCCUUUUGGUGGGUUUAGCACGCAAGCAAUUGGGAAUGCCAUGUGGUCGUGCGGCACUCUCAGAUGUCAUCCGGGCGAGAAGAUCAUGGAUGCGUAUUUGAAGUUGACGACGGAGUACCACGAAAAGUUUAAAACGCAAGAGAUUUCAAACAUCGCGUGGGCGUCGGCGAUGUUGCAGCAUCACCCGGGAGAUGCAUUUCUGAGCGUCGUGAGCGAGACGUUGGCGAAGAGGCUGGAGGAGUGCGCCAGUCAGGCAGUGUCGAACUCGUUGUUAGGAUUGGCGACGUUUGGGUAUAAAAUGGACGAAGAGAUGUUGAAAGCGUUAGGUGGGAAGAGGCACGCGAGACGAUGUAAUUCGCAGGAUUUGUGCAAUUCGAUAUGGGCGUUAGCUGCGGUAGACGCGUUCGAGGCGGAGGUAUACGGUGACUUGUGGGCGAGAGUGAGUUCGAUGCACCACGACGAGUUUGCGCCGGAAGGGUUGAACAUGCUCUACCACGCAUGCGUGAUGCAUCAGGAUCAUUGGAUGGAUCAGCACGCUGUGGGAAAUGAUGAUGUCGUCGACGAAGAGGUAUUGGAUGACGUGACCAAUACGAGUAAAAAGAGGAAGUCCACGAAUCAAUCGACGACAACGACAAAAAGUACGAAAGCGAAAGGCUUUUCUUCUUCUUUGCACGGCAUGGGUGUAAGAGAAGUUGCUCUGCAACGACACGAUACGCCGAUAUGGUUAGACACGAUCGCGAAAAAGAGUUACGAUGAUCAAACGAUACACAGCGUUACUUUAUCAGCCUUUCAUAAACACGUUUCGACUCGAAUUCGAGCCGGGUUUAUAAAAAACGUUGCCGACGAAUACCUCACCGAAGACGGCGUAAUGUCCAUCGACAUUGCUUUGCUCGACCAUAAAAUCGCCAUCGAGUGCGACGGCCCGUCGCAUUUUGAAAAGAAUAUGGAAAAGUCGAUGACGCACAAAACAAUUAUUCGAAACAGAGGAUUAGAGCGACGCGGGUGGCGAGUAGUAUCGAUUCCGUAUUUCGAAUGGCAAGAGGCGAACGCCAACGAAACGCACAGGAAGUAUUUAGAAGACAAACUAGCAUCGGUUGGUGUCCAACGUGAGCAGGUUUUGACUCUAUUUUGA